Messenger RNA from Dermatophagoides pteronyssinus (European house dust mite), 758 nucleotides. It is a transcript of the gene Bin1, whose product is annotated as histone deacetylase complex subunit SAP18. Gene Ontology annotation, biological process: negative regulation of DNA-templated transcription. Gene Ontology annotation, molecular function: transcription factor binding; transcription corepressor activity. The record is from RefSeq and is a predicted model, not a curated record. NCBI's taxonomy places the organism in Eukaryota, Metazoa, Arthropoda, Arachnida, Sarcoptiformes, Pyroglyphidae. Gene Ontology annotation, cellular component: nucleus.
UUGUUAUUUUAAUUUGGAUUUUUUUUGCCGCAUGAUAUUGUUAUUUAUUAGUUUUUUUUGCAAAUUCUUAAUUACAAACAUUAAUAAAUAAAUUAUAAAACAAAUUCAACUAUGUCAUCUAUGGUAGCAAAUCAAUCAGCUCGAUCAGGUCCAAUGGCUGACACUGAAGAUAAUGUGGAUCGCGAAAAGAAAUGUCCAUUAUUAUUGCGUGUGUUCAUCAAUACGAGCGGUAGACACUAUCAUCUUUCGGAAUAUAGUCGUGGUAAUGCGCCCAGUAAAGAAGUACAGAUUUAUACAUGGAUGGAUGCAACAUUGAAAGAAUUGACCGGUCUGGUCAAAGAAGUAAAUCAAGAUGCACGAAAACCUGGUACACGAUUCGAUUUCGCUCUAGUAUUUCCUGAUGCACGUAGUUCAACAUAUCGAAUUCGUGAUAUUGGUAUGACAAUAAAUGGACGAAAAGAACCGGAUGAUAUGAAAACAUUGGCACAAUCGCGAUUUCAAAUUGGCGAUUUUCUCGAUGUAGCCAUUUCGAGUGGCGUUGGUCCACGCGAAUCCGAUUAUGAUCGUACACGUUUAUCUAUUGGCAGUGGUGGUGGUGGACCUGCACGUGCUCGUUAUAAUGGUGACCGUGAUCAUUUUGUUGAUCGACGGGACCGUAGAGAUCGUCCUUAUUGAUUUUAGAGUUUUUUUGCAUUUUUUAUUCAUCUUAAACAUUAAAUUCAUCAUUUGUAUAAUAAAACAAAAAAUUACUUAUUGAA